CUUGCCUCUCUUGCCUCUUUGCUGCCGCUCCGCGCUCUUCGUGCUGUGCGCACGCGGAAAAAGUGAGGUUAGGUUAGGUUAAGGCGUGCGACCCAGCUGGCAUUGACGGACGAUCGCACCAGCGAUUGCGAGCGAUGUCGGGCAAGACCAGGGGCAAGAGCAAGAGCAGCGAUGCGAUCGAGAACGGGACGGCUGACGAUGUCGCGACGAAGAUCGCAGACGUGGAGCUCAACGAGGAGGUGCCAAGCAAGAAGCUCACGCACAAGGAGAAGAAAAAACUGAAGAAGCAGCAGGAGUAUGAGCGAACGAUGGAGAUGCUGACGAAGGCGGGUGGGCAGGGUCACAGCGAGCUCGAGACCAACUUCACGAUCUCGCAGAGCCAGACACAGCAGCGCGGCAAUCAGCAGCUGGAUAACGCGGUCGACAUCAAGGUAGAGAACUUUAGCAUAGCGGCCAAGGGCAAGGAGCUCUUCACCAACGCCAGUCUGCUCAUAGCGCAGGGCAGGCGAUACGGCCUUGUGGGACCGAACGGCCAUGGUAAAACUACUUUGCUCCGCCAUAUAGCCAAAAGAGCCUUCAAUAUUCCACCCACGAUAGAUGUCCUGUAUUGUGAACAAGAAGUUAUAGCGGAUGACACUCCGGCUGUAGAAGUGGUGCUCAAUGCUGAUGUCAAGUGCAAAGAGCUUCAGGCAGAAUGCAAGAAGUUGGAGGAGUUGACAGAGCAGGGGGAUACGACUGUGCAGAACAGAUUGCAAGAGGUAUACGAUGAAUUAAAGGCCAUUGGAGCAGACUCGGCGGAGCCGCGUGCCAGGCGGAUUCUUGCCGGUUUGGGAUUCAAUCGUGCAAUGCAGAAUCGCGCAACGAAGAAUUUCUCUGGUGGUUGGCGAAUGCGUGUUUCGCUUGCGAGAGCACUUUUCUUAGAACCCACGUUGUUACUAUUGGACGAACCUACUAAUCAUUUAGAUUUGAAUGCGGUGAUCUGGCUGGACAACUACUUACAAGGCUGGAAAAAGACUCUGCUGGUCGUAUCUCAUGACCAGAGUUUCUUGGACAAUGUGUGCACGGACGUGAUACAUCUGGAUCAGCAAAAACUGUAUUAUUACAAGGGAAAUUACAGCAUGUUUAAAAAGAUGUACGUGCAGAAAAGAAAGGAAAUGGUAAAGGCAUACGAGAAGCAGGAAAAGCGCCUGAAGGAUCUUAAAGCGGCUGGACAAAGUAAAAAACAGGCCGAGAAGAAGCAAAAGGAGGCGCUCACGAGGAAACAAGAAAAGAAUCGAACAAAAAUGCAGAAACAAGAGGAAGAUACUGGACCUACGGAACUAUUGCAGAGACCAAGGGAAUAUGUGGUGAAAUUUACUUUUCCAGAUCCUCCGCCAUUACAACCUCCAAUUCUUGGUCUUCAAAAUGUAACAUUUGGGUACGAAGGACAGAAGCCAUUGUUCAUCGACGCGGACUUUGGUAUAGACUUAAGUUCCCGAGUAGCAAUACUAGGCCCCAACGGUGUCGGUAAAUCUACUUUCCUGAAAUUACUGAUGAGCGAUAUAACACCUCAGAAGGGAGAAAUCACAAAGAAUCACCGAUUGAGGAUAGGAAGGUUUGAUCAGCAUUCUGGCGAGCACUUGACUGCCGAAGAGACUCCGGCGGAAUACUUGAUGCGACUAUUCGAUCUACCAUACGAAAAGGCGCGCAAGCAGCUAGGCACUUUUGGCCUCAGCUCUCACGCACAUACUAUCAAGAUGAAGGACUUAUCGGGCGGUCAAAAGGCGCGCGUCGCGUUGGCCGAACUCUGUUUAAACGCGCCGGAUGUACUAAUCUUGGACGAGCCAACUAACAAUCUCGACAUAGAAUCCAUCGACGCAUUAGCAGACGCCAUCAAUGAAUAUAAGGGCGGUGUUAUCAUCGUCUCGCACGACGAACGGCUGAUUCGGGACACAGAGUGCUGUCUCUAUGUGAUUGAGAAUCAGCAGAUCAACGCUAUCGACGGCGAUUUCGAUGAUUAUAGAAAAGAAUUGCUCGAGAGUCUGGGAGAAGUCAUCAACAACCCUAGCAUAGCCGCGAACGCUGCCGUUCUACAAUAAUUGUCGACCAAUUAGCGUAAUUGACACAUUUUUGUGGCCUGUAAUAACAGGCUUGUUCUUUUUAGCUGAACUUGCAAGUCGGAGAAAAAAAGAGAAGAAAUGAAUUGUGCAAGAAGUUCCGCUAAAACGGACAGACCUAAUGUAAAAGCGAUCAUACUAGAUUGCAAUUGAAGCCUUCGUAUGGACAUCUGUUUGUCCUAAAAGCGCCGGAACCGAAUUUUGUAUUAUAAAUAUCGUGCAACUGAGUGUAAAAAAGAAAGAAUAAAUUGUUAACAACAUAGA
Molecule: messenger RNA, 2360 nt
Organism: Solenopsis invicta (red fire ant)
Lineage: Eukaryota; Metazoa; Arthropoda; Insecta; Hymenoptera; Formicidae
Product: ATP-binding cassette sub-family F member 1
Exons: 5
Coding region: 135-2078 (647 amino acids)
Molecular function (GO): ATP binding; ATP hydrolysis activity
Source: RefSeq, a predicted model, not a curated record